AUGCACCAGCUGCGAAGGCCAAUCGAUCUGCUGCUGAAGAAGGACGCAAAGUGGGCCUGGUCGGACGACUGCCAACGAUCAUUCGAGCGCUUCAAGGACCUGAUGCUGACCCACUACAACCCGACGCUGUACAUUAUCGUGGCCGCUGACGCUUCGCAACCCGGAAUCGGCGCCACAAUCCGACAUCGUUUCCCUGACGGUUCGGAGAAGAUAAUCCAGCACGCCUCAAGAUCGUUGACACCGGCGGAGCAAGCGUACGGGCAGAUCAACAAGGAAGCUCUGGUGCUCGUCUACGCUGUCACGAAGUUUCAUCGGAUGCUGCUGGGACGACGGUUCGUUCUAGAGACAGACCACCAGCCUCUGCUCCGCAUCUUUGGGUCGCACAAGGGAAUUCCAACGCACACGUCCAAGCGACUGCAACGACUGGGACUCGUUCUGCUGUGCUACAACUUUGGCAUCGACUACGUCUCCACGGCGAACUUCGGGUACGCGGAUGUACUCUCCAGACUCAUCGAUUCGGCGGCCAAGCCGGAGGAGGAGUACGUUAUCGCCGCUCUGUACCUCGAGGACGACAUGUCGGCGGUCUUGGAAGACUCCGUUGGCAACACACCUGUCACUUCCAAGAUGAUCGCCGCUGCUACCGCCCGGGACAAGGUGCUCAAGAAAGUGGUCCAAUACUUGGAAGGUGAGUGGCCGGCCAGCGCAAGCGAAAUCGACAACCCGGACGUGAAGGCGUUCUACCACCGGAAGGAGAGCCUGGCGCUGACUCAGGGCUGCAUUCUUUUCAGCCAGCGAGUGGUGGUGCCGGAGACCUACCGAAAGCGGAUCCUGCAACGCCUGCACCACGGUCACCCGGGCAUGGUCCGGAUGAAGAGUCUGGCUCGGAGUUUCGUCUACUGGCCGCACAUCGACAAGCAGGUGGAGGACACGGUGAAGCAGUGCGCGGACUGUACUGCAGCUGCAAGAUCUCCCCCAAACACUCCACCAGAAGCUUGGCCAACACCAGCGGGACCAUGGCAACGCAUUCACAUUGAUUACGCGGGCCCGAUCGAUGGUCUCUACUUUCUCAUCAUCGUGGAUGCUUUCUCGCGAUGGCCUGAGAUCUACCCGACGACGACCACGACCGCUAGGGCCACGAUCCAGUUUCUUCGAAGCACGUUCGCACGCCUUGGCCUGCCGAUGGUACUCGUGUCGGACAACGCUGCUCAGUUCACUUGCGACGAGUUUGAGUCCUACUGCAAAGCGAACGGAAUCACCCACAUCCUCACCGCGCCCUACCAUCCGCAAUCGAACGGGCAAGCGGAACGCUUUGUGGACACCGUCAAGCGAGGAAUGAAGAAAAUCAACAAGGGAGAGCCACUGCAGGAGACACUCGACGUGUUUCUGGCAACGUACAGGUCGACGCCGAGCGGAACAACCAAGUGA
This is a messenger RNA of Culex quinquefasciatus (southern house mosquito), 1425 nucleotides long. RefSeq lists its product as uncharacterized. The transcript has a single exon. NCBI's taxonomy places the organism in Eukaryota, Metazoa, Arthropoda, Insecta, Diptera, Culicidae. Gene Ontology annotation, molecular function: nucleic acid binding. Gene Ontology annotation, biological process: DNA integration. The record is from RefSeq and is a predicted model, not a curated record. Bases 1 to 1425 code for a protein of 474 amino acids.